CCCUCAUCAUCUUCCAGGACGAUAACAAUCAUGGACUUCCCCCCCAGUAUCUGGGUUCUCUUAGUUGGUGCGCUUGUCUACACCAGCUUGCACCUGGUCUUCUGCAUCCAGCGUUUCCGCCAGCGCCGCCACUUCACCAGUCGUCACGGCUGCCAACCCAUCGCCAAAUCUUUCAACAAGGACCCCUUUUUGGGACUGGAUACACUGCCCAGUACUAUCCGGGCCAUCCAAAAGCAUCGCAUUCUAGAGCGCAACCGCGAGCUCUUCCACGUCUAUGGCAACACAUUCACUAAUCGCGAGCUGCACAGAAGUAUGAUCCUAACCAUCGAGCCGGAAAAUAUCAAAACCAUCCUCUCAAUAAACUUCCAAGACUAUAGUCUUCGCUACCGUCUCGAGCCUUUCAAACCGCUCUUGGGACAAGGUAUCUUCAACACUGACGGCGAGCACUGGGCUGCGUCGCGUGCGCUGAUCCGACCGAGUUUCGCCCGCGACCAGGUCAUCGCUGAUCUAAGCGCGCUGGAGGAAUUGAUUCAGGACUUGUUAGCGUUGCUGCCGCGAGAUGGACGCACGGUGGAUCUGCAGGAAUUGUUUUUCUUGUACACGAUCGACUCCGCGACGGGGUUUCUGUUUGGAAAAUCCAUCCACACUCUGAGGAACGAGCAGAGCGAGAACAAGUCGACUGGUUUUGCGGAGGCUUUUGCGUACGCACAGAGAGCAGUCCUCGUUCGAGGUAUGCUGGGCGCAUUGAACGCUAUCUACCGAGACCGCAGAGCCGAGAAAUGUAAUCGUAUGUGUCGGGACUUUGUGCGGCAGUUUGUGGACGAGGCGGUUGAAGCCACCCAGCAAUCGCAGAGACAGAAGAGUGGUGGCGAGAAGACUAGCGAGACAGGCUCAGCGAAGGGCAAGCGCGUCUUCUCGCAUGAGCUAGCGUCGCGCACGUCGGAUAAAGAGCGCAUUCUGGAUGAACUGAUGAGCGUGCUCCUCGCAGGACGUGACACUACCGCCAGUCUGCUGGGGAAUCUUUUCUUCAUGCUGGCUAAGAACCCUGCUAUCUGGGCCAAGCUGCGGCGGGAGGUUGAGUUCUUGCAGAACCGGCCGCCAACCUAUGAGGAGCUCAACUCGCUCAAGUAUGUGGAGUGCUGUAUCAAGGAGUCCCUCCGUCUCCACCCUGUUGUUCCCCGCAACCAACGUGAAGCUACGAGGGACACGGUCUUGCCUCUGGGCGGCGGUAAAGACGGCCUUUUCCCGGCAUUCGUUCCCAAAGGGACCCUCGUCGCCUACAGCGUCUAUGCCAUGCAUCGUCGGGUCGACCUGUACGGUCCAGAUGCUAACGAGUUCCGCCCCGAGCGCUGGGAGGAUGGCACAUUGCAGCGGCAACUGCGCUGGGGGUAUCUGCCCUUCAAUGGCGGCCCCCGCAUCUGUAUCGGUCAGCGGUAUGCUUUGACUGAAGCGAGCUAUGUCUUGGUUCGAAUGGUUCAAGAGUUCCGGAGGCUGGAGAGUCGAGAUCAUGGACCGUGGGAAGAGAGCCGGGGCCUAACGCUUUGUUCGAGAAAUGGGACGCUUGUUGGGCUGAUUCGCUGAGUAUUGGAAGAGAAGCAAUCUCGACACAUCGUGAUUGUCACUGACCAUGUACCUAUAAGAGCAUAUCAGAUUGCACCUGGUGUAAUGUUCUUGUUGAUC
Aspergillus saccharolyticus JOP 1030-1 is the source of this 1680-nucleotide messenger RNA. RefSeq names its product cytochrome P450. The coding region runs from base 31 to 1581 and encodes 516 amino acids. Gene Ontology annotation, molecular function: oxidoreductase activity, acting on paired donors, with incorporation or reduction of molecular oxygen, reduced flavin or flavoprotein as one donor, and incorporation of one atom of oxygen; heme binding; iron ion binding. The transcript has 2 exons. The record is from RefSeq and is a predicted model, not a curated record. NCBI's taxonomy places the organism in Eukaryota, Fungi, Ascomycota, Eurotiomycetes, Eurotiales, Aspergillaceae.